Molecule: messenger RNA, 1169 nt
Organism: Drosophila montana
Lineage: Eukaryota; Metazoa; Arthropoda; Insecta; Diptera; Drosophilidae
Exons: 4
Coding region: 67-936 (289 amino acids)
Source: RefSeq, a predicted model, not a curated record
UCGACAGGUCCAUCAAUUUGUCAGUUCGCCGCCUCAAGUUCAGUCUAGCAGCGACGGCGACCCAGGAUGCGUGCACGCCAGCCAAACGCCCAGGAACGGGAGCAGCUGCGUCGUCAGCGUUCCGAGACGCGCCUGAUCUUGGCGCGCUGCCGGGCAAGAGGCUUUGAAUAUGUGGUCAAUCCGCCUGUGGUGCCCAAGGUGGCCUUUGGCACGACCAUGGAUCGCGAGGUGAUGCCUGUCAAUGGACCCUUCCUGAACAGCUUCAUGAGAUCCAAUCUGCCGGAGGUACGCGAACAACCCAGUCCGCUUGAUUACGACUGCUCCAAGCCUAUUGGCUUCAAGUAUCCCUCCAAUGCUGGCUUCUCUGCUCUGGCCAACAAGAUGCCCCGCCUGCCCAUCGUCCGGGAGAAGAUUGUUCCGCCCAUGGGCGCCUAUGAGCCAACACCUUGGAUACUCCGCGCUGGCUACACCUUUGAUAAGCAGGUGGUGCCGGAGCCCAAAUGGGCAACGCCCGGUGCCUCCACCUACUCGAUCCACAACAAAUAUCCAUAUUGGAAAAUGGAAACCGCUUUUGGCACCCGUCGCAUUAUCUGGCCCGCGGUGGCUGUCUUCUGCGGCCCCACCAAUGUGGCCCAGUGUCUGGUCUGUCAUGAGCGUCCCAAGGGCGAUUAUUUCCACUCCUUUGCCACCGACAAGGAUAUGUGCCGCAAGUGCAUGCACGAGGAGAUGGGCAACAUUAAGCAAUGCAGCCUGAGUGUCGUGGAGCGCUAUCGCAAACGCCAGCAUAUCAAACAGUUUGUGCCCGCCCGCUAUUGUGGUUUCUUUCACGAUCACAACGGCACCACCGCCGCCACCGAGUCCACCUCACGCAAGGAGCUGCGCGCCAAGAUCCGUGUCGAGAAUUAUUUGUAUCGCUUUGCUAGCAAAGUAGAAUGAGGCACUACGAAUUUCAGCAGGUUUCUCCAGUUUCAAUAGGAAAUAUAUUGCAGAAAAGAAGCAAAAACUAAACCAAAAAUAUGUUUCAAAAAUUUCUAAUAAUUAUAUAGUAUAUUUAUCCCAGAUAAAUUGUAAAUGUUUUAAAAAAAAUGCAGAAAAAUUAUAAUGUCAAGUUAUAUAAAAAUGCAAGUGUUAAGAAAUUAAGAAAUAAAAUAAUGUUACAUUUUAGCCAG